CAGCUAGCUUUUACUCAGCACCCACGAAUUGUCGACCAGCUCCGUUCCUGCUUGGCCUAUAAUGGCCAGACCAACGCGCUUUGCGGCCUCGAAUGAGCCGCUACAAAUAUUUCAGGAUGAAUUUCAAGAUGAAAACUACGGACAGCCAGUACCGUCAAUAAGUCGAGCUCCAAUGCCGACUGUUGGAAGGCAAUCGUCUCCGCGGCGCCCUUUAGAAAGCUCGAGCGGCAACCCAGUCUUCAAUCCUCCGAAUGGCCGUAGGAAACAUCACUCUCCUUACAAGACCUUUGGACAUGCUUCGACUACUUCACUAGGCUCAUUGCAAAACCGCAAACUGAACGCGAUCAAUAUAUGCCCACCCACGUUGAACGAGCAAGGUACCGACUCGAUGCCCAAGAAGCCUUUGAUGUCGACAUUUAAGACGGCCAACUCGAGACAAGUGAGCGUUGACAAGGAAAACUUACAUCCCACCUUGUAUCCUGCGCCACCUGCUUUCACACUCAAUGUUGAAGAGUAUUAUCCGACCCAAACUGGAAAACGCGCCCUCCUGGAAGCUGCGCCUAUCACUGAAUCAAGACCAUCUAAGAAACCUAAGAUUGAAGAGUCUUUCGUUUCAGAUUCAACUGGUUUCCCUCCUAUUUUCGAUGACGGGGCAAAACCAGGUCACAGCUACGCCCAGUUAAUUGGAAUGGCGAUCCUCCGCUCCCCUCAGAAGAAACUUACCCUGUCUCAGAUUUACAAGUGGAUUUCCGAUACGUACAAAUUCUAUAAUGCAAACGAUGCGGGCUGGCAAAACAGUAUCCGGCAUAAUUUGAGUCUCAACAAAGCUUUCAUUAAACAAGAACGCCCGAAGGAUGACCCAGGAAAGGGGAAUUACUGGGCUAUUGAGUCGGGCAUGGAGCAGCAAUUUAUGAAAGAGAAACCAAGUAGGAAGGCAUCUGUAGUAUCAGAGAACGUACACAUCAUGUCCAUGGUGCCGCGUGUCGAUUACUCUCAUUUUGAACCACCCUUUCUCCAAGAUGGUCUACCAACACUGCCUACCGUUGCUCAACCCCAAGCUGCUCCUUAUCUCCAGACUAUGUCGCAAGCGCCAGCAAUGGUUGCCCCUGAACCGUCAUCGGACGCUACCAUCCCUCUUUCUGAUAAUGUCUGCGCAGAAGAGCUGGGCGAUAAGACUCAAGAAACAGAUGGUCCUGACCCCGCUGCCCUUCCAUCUCCCCUUCCUGCGCCAAUAAACUCUUCGCCUCCUAUGCCUCGGUUCGUGAAACCAGAUAACGAUACACCACCUUCGGCUCGAACGAAUCUCUGGGGUUCUCGGAAACGUCCUCAAAAGCGCAAGCACGUCUCCAUGGACGCUUCAACCUCGGUGGAUGAUAGUGGUUAUAUAUCGUCAUUGGAAUCGUCGGUACUUCGACAACAGCCUAAUCCCUUUUGCAGCUCUGGCACAAGACACCCUCGUGUUAAGGGUGGCAGAGGCCGGGCCGAGGAUGAAAUCAGACGUCUCCGUCACUCCUCAUAUGACAGUCCAACCAAGAGUCGUUCAAAUGCGCCUUUGCCAGCGUCUUCUUCUCCUUCUCGGCAUCCUAAGCAAAUGCCACCUCCUCUCACACCGGUAGUUAAGAUAAAACCGCCACCAAUGCCGGUCGCCUCAGUCUCACCAAAUACGAACCUACAGGCACAUCGCGAUCAUGUGACGUCGAUGUUCGAAUCACCUCUACGUCGUGUCAGUAAUAUCUCGGAUAAUAUUGCUAAUAUGCCUCCAUGGAGUCCUUCAUUCCUCGGAGACUCCACCAACGACAAUUGUAUAUACGGACUGGACCCUUAUCCAGUUUUUGGGAUGAACGACUUCAGCUUCUUUGAAGAUGUGGCACUAGAUCUCGAGACCGAAACGGUUUCAGAACAUUCACCUAUUAAGAAAUCUAUGAGAAGGCCACGGCUAGAUCGAUCCCAGUCUACGAGUGCUUUAGGCGACCUUAGCAAUUCGGUAGCUCGGAAGUCUAUCACAUCAGCUCCCUUUCUAGGGGUUCCUAGCCCAAUGCCUGCCUUAAAUUAUGAAUCUCCUAGUAAAGCCUUUGAGGGCAUGUCAUCGCCAAGCAAGAUUUUCUUAGAGUCGCCUUUGGCUCCCAACAGGGCUAGCCUUCAGCUUGCCACGAAGGAAAAUGAUUGGUCUAAUUUCGAGAAUAGUUUUAAUCCACCUCUUUUUCAGGAGGAAACGGAAAAUCUCCUCGACAUUGCGCAGGGUUUUGAGAAGAUUGGUGGUGGUCGCAGUGUGGUUGGGUCUUGGAAAGGAUCAAAGCCUACCUUGGAGCGAAACUAUACGGCGCAAUGAGUACCACCUGACUCAUAUACCGUUAAUGGCGCCCACCAUAUAUUUAUUGGUGGCAUUCACGAAGUUGACGACUCCCAAGGCAUGGACAUAUCCGUUUUUCUGAC
Molecule: messenger RNA, 2433 nt
Organism: Xylaria bambusicola
Lineage: Eukaryota; Fungi; Ascomycota; Sordariomycetes; Xylariales; Xylariaceae
Exons: 1
Coding region: 62-2329 (755 amino acids)
Biological process (GO): regulation of transcription by RNA polymerase II
Molecular function (GO): RNA polymerase II cis-regulatory region sequence-specific DNA binding; DNA-binding transcription factor activity, RNA polymerase II-specific
Source: RefSeq, a predicted model, not a curated record